AUGGAAGUCAGCGGCAAAGUGAAGAUGACUGCUUCUCUAUGGUUUGAAGGCUUACGAGAAGCGUGUUGCCUUCAUCGCGUUUUUAUUCUGUGUAUGAGGUCCAACCACCUUUUGAUGCGAACUGGCCAGUGUUUCCUCUUAAAUGGUUUCAUUUUCCUCGGAAGUAUAUUCGUCCUAAACUCGCUUGUGAUCCCUGCAUUGUGGUGGAUAUUACCUGACCACUGCUCACAGUUUGUUUCUCAUAAACUGUGUGACUUAAGUGGCGUUUUGAAAUUUUAUUCUUUCUUACGUCUUGCGCUCAUUCAGCUCUGUUAUGUGCUUUGGUUUUACCCAUUAUACGUCUUCAGCAUAGUUCUUAGCACAAUUUGGUACAAUGACAUUGCUAAGUAUGGGUAUGCUGCAAUGGGAAAAUCUAAGCUUACUGAAGAGAAGAGCUCGAGCCAAAACAACUCACCAACUGUACAAAAUGCUCAUCAUGUAAAAGGACCAUCUGGCUUGGGAGGGGUCAUGAUUGGAAUAGGACAGCAGGUGUACUCCAUACUCCUUUUGAGUGUGUUUUUUCUUGAGGUCUAUGCAACAGGAUUCAUACCAUACAUAGGGAAGCUGCUUAAUUUUUUACUCCUUUCCUGGAUGUAUGCAUAUUACUGCUUCGAGUACAAAUGGAACUUCAAUGAAGUGGCUCUUGACAGAAGGCUGGAUUACUUUGAAUCUUACUGGCCAUUUUUUGCUGGUUUUGGGAGUCCGUGUGUUUUGGCCAUAUUCUUUUUCUCUCCCCUUGUUAGUUAUGGGAUUAUGGCAAUACUUUUCCCACUGUUUGUUCUAACUGCAACUGGGUCGGAGUCUGAGCAAGAAAUAUCCCUUGAGAAACACAAAUGGAGAGCCGCAGGAAUGGAAAGACUUCCAAUAUUUUAUGUUGCAGACAAAGUAUCACUGUGGAUGUUAUCUCUUUUGCCUCUGGAGAAAGGGGACCAGGUGCAAGACAGAAAAGCACAAUAA
This is a messenger RNA of Sphenostylis stenocarpa, 996 nucleotides long. Lineage: Eukaryota; Viridiplantae; Streptophyta; Magnoliopsida; Fabales; Fabaceae. The record is from the annotation of a GenBank genome assembly.